AUGAGAGUCCGGUCAUGUCUACCCUCCACCUGUGCCACCAAUUCCACUCUAGACUCCACCAUCUCCUUCUCAAAAAACCAAUCACAGCCUCCGAAACAUCUUAUUUCCGACACAAGCAGCUCCUCCGACAGUGCAACUACGUCAACCACAAGUAGUACCGACGCAAGCAGCGUCAGCCUUCAAAGCAAUCUCUCCCUCCAGACUCUUCCUUCUGUCCCUUCCCUCCAAAAAAUCACACCCGAAACUUUUAGUGUCUCUUCUCUUUGCUUAAAUUCUCUUAAACCCCAGCAAAAUCACCUCCCAAUCACCUGUCUUGCAGUUCACAAUAACCAUCUCUACGCGGCUUCCUCUCACGAAAUCAACGUCUAUGAUCGAACCAACUUAUCCCUCAUCGAUUCCUUCAACGAUAAAGAUUCCUCCCUAGGCUCCGUCAAGUCAGUCUCUGUUUGUGACGGAAAAGUCUUCACUGCUCACCAAGACUGUAAAAUCCGUGCCUGGAAGAUAUCCUUAACUACCAAACACCACAGGCUGUUAACCGUUCUCCCCACACUUAACGACCGUUUACGCCGUUUCAUUCUCCCUAAGAACUACGUGAAUGUUCGACGUCAUAAGAAGCUGCUGUGGAUAGAACAUGCUGACGCCGUUACAGGCCUUGCAGUUAACGGUAAUAACGGUCUGAUCUAUUCGGUUUCUUGGGAUAAGAGCUUGAAGGUAUGGAGAGCUAGUGAUUUGAAAUGUCUAGAAUCUAUCAAAGCUCACGAGGACGCAGUCAACGCUGUGGCUGUCUCCGUUGACGGGACGGUUUACACUGGGUCUGCGGAUUGUAGGAUUCGGGUUUGGGGCAAACCGUUAAACGAGAAGCGACACGUGUUGCUUGCCACUUUAGAGAAGCAUAAAUCAGCUGUUAAUGCAUUGGCUUUAAAUGACGACGGGUCGGUGCUGUUUUCCGGUGCUUGUGAUCGUUCCAUUUUGGUGUGGGAGAGAGAGGACAGUGCUAAUCAUAUGGUAGUGACUGGAGCGUUGAGAGGGCAUAAUAAGGCCAUCUUGACUCUGAUUAACGUCUCUGAUUUGUUGUUGAGUGGGUCAGCUGAUCGGACGGUCAGGAUUUGGAAAGAGGGACAUGAUGGCAAAUACGUCUGUUUGUCUGUUCUAGAUGGGCACCGGAAACCAGUUAAAUCUUUGGCUGCUGUUUGGGACGAUGAUAACGAUGUCGUCUCGGUGUUUAGUGGCACUUUGGAUGGAGAAAUUAAGAUGUGGCAGGUGUCGGUUGGUUUCACCUUGCAGUCAUGA
Messenger RNA from Dovyalis caffra, 1290 nucleotides. The record is from the annotation of a GenBank genome assembly. Lineage: Eukaryota; Viridiplantae; Streptophyta; Magnoliopsida; Malpighiales; Salicaceae.